AUGAAAAAAAAUCUGGGCAGUGGCUCCCGGGCUCUCCCUCCCCCCUCGCCCUCCCCAUCCUUCCCAGCAGAUUCUGUCCGAGGAAUCCGCUCCCCCUCCCGGAAUCUCCGCGGCAAGAACGCUGCCCGGGAGGGGGAGGGCGGGCGGAGAGGCCGAGGAAUCUUCGACGUGUCACUUUCAGAGGCUGUAGAUUUCCAUAUGGUGGAGGGAGGAGGGCGGGCGUGCGAAGUGGGGCUGGAAGUUGGGGCCGCCUCUCCGCGCCGGGCGGGGGCGGGCCGGGACCUCGGACCCCGGGAUGCUCGCGGGGAGGGUCCGGGCCCACAGCCCCGGGAGCCGUGCCGGCCCCCUGCCCCCGGCCGGGCCUCUCCAGGACACUCCCCGCCCCGCCGCUGGCCACCUCCGUGCGCGCCACGUCCUCCCUCUCCGUCCUGCCCCCCGGGCUCCCCCCGGGCUGGGGGCGGUAACCCGCGGCACCGGCAGGACUCGGCGAGACCAGCGGCUGGAAGAUCGGGCGGGGGAGCGGGGCGCGGCGGGAAGGAGCGGGCGACCCGGUGUGUGGGCCAGCGAGCUCCGGCCUUGGGCAAAAAUGCACCGCUCUGUUCUGAUUGCUACUGUCUGAGUUGCUCUUCCACUCUGCAACUUGAAGCUGUGACUCGGGUCCUGGACAGGCGGGAGAAGAGGCCUAUACCCCAAGGCA
Molecule: messenger RNA, 697 nt
Organism: Lontra canadensis (Northern American river otter)
Lineage: Eukaryota; Metazoa; Chordata; Mammalia; Carnivora; Mustelidae
Product: translation initiation factor IF-2-like
Exons: 2
Source: RefSeq, a predicted model, not a curated record